This is a messenger RNA of Dictyostelium purpureum, 1176 nucleotides long. RefSeq lists its product as uncharacterized. Gene Ontology annotation, cellular component: intracellular anatomical structure. Lineage: Eukaryota; Evosea; Eumycetozoa; Dictyosteliales; Dictyosteliaceae. Gene Ontology annotation, molecular function: FMN binding; NADPH dehydrogenase activity; NADP binding. The transcript has 4 exons. Bases 1 to 1176 code for a protein of 391 amino acids. The record is from RefSeq and is a predicted model, not a curated record.
AUGCAAGAAUUUGAAUUUUUAUACAAUAAACCAACUGGAUACAUAGAACCAGGUAACAUCCUUGAAGAAUUAAAUGAAGGACCACACCCAAAAUUAUUUACACCUAUUAAAAUAAGAGAAUUAGAAUUAAAAAAUAGAGUAGUAGUUAGUCCAAUGUGCACAUAUAGUAGUAAAGAAGGUUAUGCUAGUGAUUUUCACUUGACUCAUUAUGGAUCUUUUGUUAAAUCAGGUGCUGGUUUAGUAGUUGUUGAAGCUUCAGCUGUCACAAGAGAACAACGUAUAUCAUUUAGUGAUUUAGGAAUUUGGAGUGAUGAUCAUAUUCCAAACCUAAAGCGUAUUGUAGAUUUUGCUCAUAAAUAUGAUAGUAAAAUUGGUAUUCAACUUUCAGCUGCUGGUAGAAAAGCAUCAACACUUCCACCAUAUGUAGAUAAUUCAGAAUUUUCACAUAAGACAGUUUUAGAAGAUGACCCAUCUGGCAAUGGCUGGAAGGUUUCUGGUAUCUCACCAAUUGCAUGGAACAGUUCAAUGGUUGUACCAAAAGAAAUGACCAAAGAUGAUAUUGCUGAAUUAAUUGAUUCAUUUAAAAAAGCAACCAUUCGUUCCAUCGAAGCUGGUUUUGAUGUUAUCUGUUUACAUUUUGCACAUGGCUAUCUUUUAAGUAGUGCUCUUUCACCAACUUCAAAUAAAAGAACCGAUGAUUAUGGUGGUUCAUUUGAAGGUAGAUUCAAGCUUGCCAAAGAUAUUAUUUUAGCCGUAAGAAGUGUAUGGAAUGGUCCACUUACAGUACGUAUAUCUUGUGACGAAUAUAUUGAAGGUGGUUGGACUAGUGAUGACUCUGUUAGAUUUUCAUUAGAAAUUGAAAAAUUAGAUGUAGAUUUAAUAGAAUGCUCAAGUGGUGGUAAUUCAUCUGCUGCCAAAAUCAAAUCAUUCCCACUCUACCAAGUCCCAUUGGCUCACCAUAUUAAAAGAUCAGUUUCAAAACUUUUAGUCGGGGCUGUUGGUUUAAUUAACAAUGCUGCAGACGCCGAAUCAGUAUUACAAGAUAAUAAAGCCGAUUUAAUUUUAUUUGGUAGAGGAUUUUUAAGAAACCCUUUCUUUACCCUAGAACUAGCAAAUCAAUUAAACCUUAAAGUUGAAUAUCCUCUUCAAUACGAUAUGGAAAGAAAUUUAAUUUAA